CUGAAAACGGCUAGGCGCCGGGUUAGUCCGUCCGUUAAAAACUUAUGUGUUUGUUUACUUGCUGAAGUUUGAUGGACCUUUAAAUUAUUAAUUUUACUAAAAAACCAUGGAGUCGCCAGGUGACAAAGCCGUAAUUGCCGUGCGGAGUAGACCUUUGUUCGCUCAAGAAAUCGCCAGGAAUUGUGCUAGUGUGCUGAAUUUUCCAGACGAAGACAAAAAUAUCGUAAUAUUGGGAAAACAUGGAUUUGAAUUCGACAAAAUAUUUUGCGGAUCCGCGCAAGAAGAAGUGUUCGAAAUCGUGCGGCCAAUCCUCAAACAAGUGUGGGCCGGCUACUCAGCCACUGUUAUGGCCUAUGGCCAGACAGGCGCAGGAAAGACUUAUACUAUGGGCACAGGACGUGGAAAAUUCAGCUUGGAUGGUGAGGGUGUCGUGCCAAGGACUGUACGUGAGCUAUUCGUGCUGAACGCAGAGCAGGGUGCAGAAAUUUUUGUUUCCUUCAUGGAAGUGUACAAUGAAGGUGUUUAUGACUUGCUGUCUGCUUUCCCUACUAGGAAAAUUCAAGCCAGAGCCUUCAGAGAUCUGGGGCUACACGAAGUCCACGUUGAGUCCGUGGAGGAUGCGUUAAAGAGGCUUGAAGAGGGGAUCGAAGCGCGUCGAGUGAGUGAAACUCAGGGCAAUGAGAAGUCCUCCAGAUCGCACGCAAUCUUCAGCAUUCAUAUUCACAAAUUCAGCAAAGAGGAUGAGACAGAAACUAGAUCACUAGUUCACUUGGUUGACCUGGCCGGUUCUGAGGCUGUCGGCAAAGCAGGAAACCAAGGGUCCCUGAAGUUGGAGGGCAUCAGCAUCAACCAGGGCCUGCUGGCGCUGAGCAACUGCAUCCGAGCCGUGAUUCAGAAGAGCCAGCACAUUCCUGUACGGAACACCGCCCUCACCAACGUUCUGCAAGACGCGCUCAAGGGCAAGUGCAUGCUGGCAUUGAUUGCGUGCGUUUCGCCGUCAAGCAAAGAUGAGACGGAGACAAUACAGACACUGCGCUUUGCCCAGGCGUUCCACAAGAUCAAGUCGAAGCCGCACAUCCAGAAAAUCGUAGCUCAGCAUCAGCACGCCAAGAAUCACAACAAAAGGACUCUAGGCCUUGUAACGCCCAAAGGUCUGAGAAAGCCUUUCGCCUCUAUUGGAAACAACUUUGCUCUCCAAUUUCCCAACGUUACGUCGAAUUAUCAAUUUGUUACAAGACGCGCCACCGUUGUUUCUCCCACGGAAUUUGAACAUUCCUCGUGCUCCAGUACCAGUAGAGGAAAUGUGUCUCCCGUGUCAAACAUGUCUUCGGCCAGCAUAUUUUCACAUUUCUCGGAACACGAACUCAAUGAAUAUAUGUCGAACAUAAUUGUCGAGAAAAUAGCAGCACUUAAAAAGGAGACGGAAGCUCUCGUAGACAAGAGGAUUGAAGAUGCGUUGAAAAAUAUUGGACCACAGCCUGCUAUAUCAGCAGAAAAUGAUUCGGCCAACCUAGAUUCAACAGUUGUUACCGUCAGCAAUGAAGCUUUUGGUGGGAGCUCCACUCCAAAAAGAAACAAAAUGAGCAACAGCUGCCAAACAUCUCCUCAAGAAGAUGUGGAUGCGAACAAAAGCACAGUGUUUGUCACAGAUUUGGUGCCAAUCACUCCAUACGUCGACCACAAAGCCAUCUGUCACAGCCCCACUCCUGAGAAGAGAGAGGAGCCGCCAAGAAAGUUGCGUCGGUCAGUGCGACUAAGCUGCAUGGAACUGCCCGUAUUCCUUCGCAGCCAGUCUUUAGAACAAGAGAGCCACGUGGACAGGCGAAAACUGCGGAGGUCACUCAGACUGAGCUGCAUGGAUCUUCCAGACUUCCUCAGAACCAAGGAUGGGGAGGAUUCUAAGCUGAGACGCUCCUCCAGACGAAGUUGCGCGCCAAAAUUGGAAGAUUUUGCCGCUGACGAGGUGCCUGCCAAGAGAGCAAGGUACUCAGUGGGUGGAAUGUCAGGAUUGAGACGUCCCAGGAGAUCCACUCGGCUGAGCACUCUCAAUAUACCGGCAUCAGAAGUUCCAGCACCGACUGAGCUCCAACAGGAGAGCAAAAAGAGAAAGUCCGUUGGGCCGGAUAUUUUGGAAGAAAUUUUGUUCCACGAAAGUCCAUCUGCUGGCUCGGUGCAGGAGAAGCACAACAGAAGGAUGCUGGAGCUUUUGAACACAGAAACAACCAAAGUGCUGCAGCAGCUGCCAACUGUAGGACCAAAAACCGGCUACGUCAUUUACAGUUAUAGGCAAUUUCAUGGAAACUACACCAGCUUCGAUGACCUGAAAAACAUACCUGGGCUUUCUGCAAACUUCCUCAAGCGUUUCCUGAAAGCCAAUAAUAUCAAGGUAGGUCUCGCUGACUCAUAAGUUUUUUCGAAAACUUUUGUACAAUUUGUAUAAAAUACCUUAUGUAUAAAAUCGUACAAAUUCGGUUUAAAACUUAAGAGUGAAUGAUAUUCAUUCACUAAAGUAAUAUUAAAAGUGUGACACUUUUUUUAA
Molecule: messenger RNA, 2539 nt
Organism: Cloeon dipterum
Lineage: Eukaryota; Metazoa; Arthropoda; Insecta; Ephemeroptera; Baetidae
Product: kinesin-like protein KIF11-B
Exons: 10
Coding region: 107-2407 (766 amino acids)
Biological process (GO): microtubule-based movement
Cellular component (GO): microtubule; kinesin complex
Molecular function (GO): microtubule binding; ATP hydrolysis activity; ATP binding
Source: RefSeq, a predicted model, not a curated record